GUAUAUGAAACUUGACAAAAUAUCUCACGAACCUUCAAUUCAAAAACAGGAAGGGACUCGGGCCGUCGCUGGAAGGUGGCCCGACAUGUUUUCCCACAUGAGUGAACAAUGGCUGCUGCUCCUUAUCUUACUGGUGUCGACUGCAUUCGUCUUCACGACGAACGUGAUCCUUCGGAAAGAGACGGGAAUUCCUGGACCUCGUGGAUGGCCAGUGAUUGGACACCUUCCGCUUCUGCACCGCAAAAAGAUUGUCCAUCAAACUCUGAUGAAUCUCGCCCAGAAAUAUGGACCUCUGUAUGAAUUGAGGUUAGGAAUGCUAAAGGUUUUGGUUAUAUCGUCUCCAGACCUGGCCAAGGAGAUUCUCAAAAUUCAGGAUGCAUCGUUUGCAGAUCGUCCUUUCACAAUCAUUGGAGAGCUGAUCGGCUACCAACGAAAAGACAUUAUAUUUUCACCAACUGAUGAUCACUGGCGUUUUAUGAGGAAACUUGGCUCCGAGUUCAUGUCUUCAAAGGCCAUCCAAAAGCAACAGCAUCAUGCCAUUUUUUUUUCACCGAUAGUCUUAGGUUCCAAAGGAAUAGAAUUACGUGAAGAAUUACUCGACAUGAUGCUCACCCUCAUACCCCAAAUGCUGCUCGGGAAAAGUCUAAUUACAGGGAAGUCAGUGGCAAAGUCAAUUGAAUCCAAUGGUAUGAAGAAGCUCACACAAGUCUUCAAAGAUCUGGCUAAAUCCGACCUCUUUGUGCUGGGUGACUGCUUUCCGUUCUUGAGGUGGCUGGACGUGGGAGGCGCCGAAGCCAGACUUGUGAAAUUGCAUCGCGAGUUGGAUAACAUUCUCUCGGAUGCCAUGAAUGCGCUUCGUCGCGAAGCUCCACAUGCUGCUUCUGGACCCAUGCUUGAUGCAAACUUUGUUGAUUUGUUGAUAGCUGGUAUAGACUCUACAUCAAUCACCAUUGAGUUUGGGAUGGCUGAAUUGAUGAGGAAUCCAGACGUCAAGGAGAAGCUUGUCAAGGAGCUGGACGAACUUGUGGGCAGAGAGAGAUUGGUGGAGGAGUCAGACCUUGUCAACCUCAAGUACCUGAAGAUGGUGAUCAAGGAGACUUUCCGUCUUCAUCCACCGGUGCCAGUUCUGUUACCUCGCAAGUCCAUGGAGCCUGCGACUGUGGCUGGAUAUAAAGUUCCAAAGAACUUGCAGGUUUUAAUCAACUCAGACGCCAUUCAACGAAGCCCAGAAUCGUGGGACGAUCCGACCAGUUUCAGGCCGGAGAGGUUUGCGAACAAUCCCGUCGACGUGAAGGGCCAAGACUUCUGCCUCCUGCCUUUCGGAGCCGGUCGAAGGCAGUGUCCAGGCAUGGGAAUUGGUGGGCUCAUGGUGGAGAUCACUCUGGCGACAUUCUUGCAAAUUCUCGAGUUCUCUCUUCCUGCAGGAUUGAAACCAGAAGAUGUGGACAUGACUGCGGAAGCUGCAAUGACAUCUGCUCUGGUUUCUCCGCUCCUCGUUUCAGUGAAACCACGAUUAUCCCCGAAGCUGUGCAGCAUGCGAACUUCAGGUAGGACCUUUCAGAGAUCCUACGUCCUUACCUGGAACAUUAUUCAGGUAGAAACAGGAUUUGGCGACAAAAUAUAAAACCUUCGAACAAUAUGUCCCAGCUCAACCUUUGAGGUGUUAGAAAUUCCACCUCAUAAUG
Messenger RNA from Marchantia polymorpha subsp. ruderalis, 1685 nucleotides. NCBI's taxonomy places the organism in Eukaryota, Viridiplantae, Streptophyta, Marchantiopsida, Marchantiales, Marchantiaceae. The record is from the annotation of a GenBank genome assembly.